Messenger RNA from Entrophospora sp. SA101, 324 nucleotides. The record is from the annotation of a GenBank genome assembly. Lineage: Eukaryota; Fungi; Glomeromycota; Glomeromycetes; Entrophosporales; Entrophosporaceae.
AUGUUAAUCUAUACAGCCAACAUGGAUGUUUCUACCGUUCUUACACCACCUUCUUCACCCACUUGUGCUUCACAACAUUAUGAAUGUGCAGUUUGUAAGAUCUUAUACAAAACUAAAUCUGGUUUAAUGCAUCAUAAUACUAUUGUACGAAAAUACAACCUGAAACAUGAAGGAUUGUGCAGAUUGCCUUCUGAAGUGAUAACUGAGUUUAAAGCAUUUCUUGUUAAUUAUAGGGAAAUUGAAUGGGAAUUAUAUAGAAGGAAAAAACAGUUCGAAGAUGAAGAUCAUAAAUUGAUGUUAAAGAUGCAAAAGGUUAAUGAUUAG